AUGGAUCACUCGGAGCAUCACGACUACAGCCAUCACGGCAACAUGUCAGGCGGCAGUGGUGGUGGACAUGCCGAUCACGGCGCCGGUAUUGUGGACCACAGCAUCCACGAUCACUCCACGAUGGAUCACGGCGCGUCGACGAUGGAUCAUAGCCACCACGGGAUGGGUGGAGCGGCCGGUAUGAUGAACCACAUGAUGUCGAUGUCGUUCCACGGGGGCUACGAUGAGACGAUCCUGUUCGAGCAGUGGAAAAUCAGCAGUCUAAGCGGGCUGCUCUGGUCGAUGCUGGUCAUCUUCGUGAUGGCCGCGCUGUACGAGGGACUAAAGUACUACCGGGAGCAUCUGUUCUGGCGGACGUACAACGCGCUCCAGUAUCGCCCAGUCACGGUGACGGAAAAGAGCAACGGUAAUGGCGUGCCAGUGGCCAGUGCAUCGACUGGUGUCGCCGAACGCGGCACGGGCGCUGGUGAUGGGCUCAACGGUGGUGCCGGUGAAGUAGGAAGUGGUCUAAACGAAGAUAGCGCCCGAAUCGUGCACAUGGUUGGAGAAGUCAUCCACAAGCAACCGCCGACAAUGUUGUCGCUCAUGCACCUUUACCAAACGGUCCUGCACAUCCUACAAGUUACACUGAGCUUCCUGCUGAUGCUGAUUUUCAUGACGUACAACACGUGGCUGUGCCUGGCGGUGGUUCUGGGAGCCGCUCUGGGUUAUUUCCUGUUCGGUUGGAAGAAAUCAGUCAUCGUCGACGUUACCGAGCACUGCCACUAAAUGGCAUCGCUACAGCAGAGAGCGUUCAACCGUAGCACAAGGUUCGAAUUUUAUGCGUCAGUGCAAUGGCUAUGGUAGAUUAUUGCCGGGAUGAUGACAAUGGCAAGGCAUUGGGCUGUUUUUCGCAAGCAUAGGCUUAUUACGAAUCUACCGGAUAAAAGACAAGCGUUUGGAACGUUGACUCCGAUUCUGGGAAUAUCGAUAGAAAUUGCAAUCGUGCAUCAGUUAGGAAUUCAAUGUGGAAUCAUCUGUUGAAUGUACAGGUGAAUGUAGGCUAGCACAGUUACUGGUAUCCGAAACUUUACUACUCUGCCGCCCACUCCCUUGCCAGGCGGAACUGUACGAUUGUGUGAUACCCAGAAUGGAAAAAGGAUACGGCAGGCAUAUCGCGGUCAGUUUAGCACAAAAUGUUGCGAAACGAAUUUCCUAGCACAGAGGUAAUUGGCGAAAUCAAAUUGUAAAUACAUAAAUAAUCUAUGGUGCCCCGUCGAUGGGACAGAGUGCGUAAUCGAGAUGAGGCAUCAUAUUAUAGCAACCGCCAAUAGAAAACCCUAUUACUGAGCUUUUUGUACAGAACGGAGGGCUACGAGCAUCGGACAAAGUGGCGAACUGUGAACACGUUUUUAGAGAGGAAUUUAACCGAACGCCUGUUGGUGGGGAUAGUUUUCACGAACGAAAAAGCAUCGAUGUUACGUAAUGAUUAUGAAAAGAGAAAAGGGAAACGUGUUAAGAACACUUUCAAACUGUUAACAUAAUUCGCCGACCCGACACUUAGGGAUCUUCACCUGAAGCAUAAUCCAUUGGGCAACUGUAACCUAGUUGUUGCUGGCUAGCUACUACAAAUAGCGCGCGAUAGGAUUUGUUAUUAUACUUUUCAUAAUGUUGAUUAUUUGAUUUUUGGCUGCAAUUGAUGCUUGACUUCAUGAUAACAGUUUUUUGUUCAAUUCUUUGUUCAGUUCUUUGCUUGAUAGUAAACUUAUAUCCAAUCUUCCAAAAUUUUAAACAAUAGCUACAAUCGAUGUAAGCUAAAUGAUAGAAAACCACCGUACUGUUAAAAAAACAUUCUUACUGGUUCAUUCGUUCCUGUGAGUCGUUGCAUACAACAAAAAAACUUCGAAUCGUUCAUGAAGGCGAGCGAUAUUAAAAGCAUCUUAAAGUUAAGUUAGUUUUGAAUGCCAGUCGGCGUGUUCGGUCCGUAUAGUGCGGCAUGCUUUCGUCAACGUUUCAUUUUUAUUACAUCCUCACUCGACUGUGAGAACUUUAUCUCUUCUAGUUUAGAUUGUUAGAUUUUAAUGAACAAAUCAUAGUGGUUUAUUCUCUUUUUUAUACAAAAAAUAUAUACAUAUACACAAAAUACAUAUGACACGAUGAA
Anopheles nili is the source of this 2140-nucleotide messenger RNA. RefSeq names its product high affinity copper uptake protein 1 (gene Ctr1A). Lineage: Eukaryota; Metazoa; Arthropoda; Insecta; Diptera; Culicidae. Gene Ontology annotation, biological process: copper ion transmembrane transport. Gene Ontology annotation, molecular function: copper ion transmembrane transporter activity. Bases 1 to 768 code for a protein of 255 amino acids. The record is from RefSeq and is a predicted model, not a curated record. Gene Ontology annotation, cellular component: membrane. The transcript has 4 exons.